AUGGUCAACGUCGCAAUUGCUGGAGGCACUGGUGGUGUCGGACGUGCCAUCGUCGAAGCGAUCAAGGAUGACCCGAGGCAUGCAGCCGUUAUACUGUCUCGAAAGAUCCCGGCUGGGAAUGAUCUGGGCCUGCCGAUUAUCGAGGUGAACUACGAGAGUGUAGAUGACCUGGCCGAGGUCCUGGAGAGUCACCAAAUCCACACCGUCAUCUCGGCGCUCGCCCUCCAUAUCCAUGGCGUCGGGACAGCCCAGAGGAACCUCAUCAAGGCAGCCGACAAGUCCUUGGCGACGAAGCGAUUCGUCGUCAGCGCGUGGGCCGUGCGUCCUUCUGAAGAAUUCUUGAACAUGCUCCCUCACGGUUAUCAGCAUGUGGCUUCCUACGCAGAGCUGGAGAAGACUAGCCUCGAGUGGACGGCCUUCAACAAUGGAUGGUUCUUGGAGUACUUCGGUAUGCCCCACGUAAAGACGUACAUACCGCAAACAACAUUCGUGGUCGACAUGGCCAACAAGAGGGCUGCGAUUCCCGGGACCGGCAAGGAGUUGAUGACCUUCACGUACUCGCUCGAUGUCGCAAAGUUCGUGGUUGCCGCGCUCGACCUUGAAAAAUGGGACCGGGAUACUAUCGUCAUCGGCGACAAAAUGACAUGGGAGCAGUUCGUGCAACUGGCAGAGGAGGCCCGAGGUGAGAAAUUCACUGUCACUUAUGACAGCGUGAACAAGCUUGAGAAGGGUGAAAUUACCGAAUUGCCGGGCCAAGUUGCUGCCUACUCGUAUUUCCCGAAGGAGUGGGUCCAGAAGUUGUUCUCGGUGUUUGGCUUGUGGGUAACGAGGGGUGUUUUUGACCUUCCCACGGAAAACGCUUUGAAUAAGAGGUUCCCCGGCAUCAAAGUCACGACCGUUAAGGAGAUGCUAGACCAGGCGUGGAAAGGAAAAUAG
Lasiodiplodia theobromae is the source of this 936-nucleotide messenger RNA. Its product is annotated as Pyridoxal-phosphate dependent enzyme. The transcript has 4 exons. The record is from RefSeq and is a predicted model, not a curated record. NCBI's taxonomy places the organism in Eukaryota, Fungi, Ascomycota, Dothideomycetes, Botryosphaeriales, Botryosphaeriaceae. Bases 1 to 936 code for a protein of 311 amino acids.